AUGUUCGGCUUCAGAGCCAAGCUGUCGACGCAAGACGUGCUGCUGCAGAUAAAAGAAGAAAUACUCAGCGAAAUCCCACGCUACGGAGAAAAUAUCAUCAUGGCACUCGACAUCAAAGGCGCCUUUGACAAUGUCAGUCACGAAGCCAUACUAACGGGCCUAGACAACCUGAACUGCGGCAGAAAAACACACGGCUAUGUCAAAGCAUUCCUGUCGGGCAGAACAGCGACCAUCGGGCUAGGAGAGCUAAGAUCAGACAAGUUCAGCACUCCAAACAAAGGCACACCGCAAGGGUCAGUUAUCUCGCCCAUCCUUUUCAACGUGGCAAUGAUAGGACUGGCCAAACAAUUAGAGGAAAUUGGGGGUAUACGUCAUGCGAUGUACGCCGACGAUAUCACCAUCUGGGCGCAAAGAGCUCCGCUAGGAUACCAAGAACUCAAGUUGCAAGAGGCCGCAGCAUGCGUAGAAACAUAUGUCAGGGCAAGAGGACUCGCAUGCUCAACGGAGAAAUCUGAGCUCCUGAGAGUACGCCGGAGACGCAAGGCCAGCGGCGAGGCCGAGCCCCUGAAAAUCUACCUGGAGGGACACCAGAUCCCGGAAGUGACGCAAUGCAGAAUACUGGGGAUGUGGGUGCAAACAAACCAGCGUUGCACAUACGCCCUGGCACUAACCAAGACUGCAGUCAACCAAGUGGCCAGAAUGAUAAACCGGGUGUCGAAAAGAAGAUAUGGCAUGAAGGAGGCAGACACACUCAAGCUGAUAAAAAGCCUAGUAGUCAGCAGAGUGGUGUACAGCCUACCGUACUACAACUGUGUCAAAAGCGAAAUCCAGCAAAUCGAUACCAUCCUAAGGAAAGCACUCAAGACGGCGCUUCAAAUACCCCAAACAGCGUCGACCGAGAAGCUGCUAGCCCUAGGGCUGCACAACAGCUUUGAGGAACUGCAAGAAGCCCAAAGGAUCGCACAAUUCCAAAGACUACAGCAAACUGAAACCGGUAGAAGACUUCUAGUCAGGUACGGCGGCGAAUCAACCCUACGAGAAGUACAAGAUAACAUGACGAUCCCGGACGAGUACCGCAGUACCAUCAGGGUAGCACCAAUACCCAGAAAUAUGGACCCGAACCUGCACAAGGCACGCAGGGAGGCGAGGGCAGAGUACGUGCAAAGGACACUGGCCACCCGGAACGAAACGGUGUAUGUUGACGCCGCAACAUACGCCGGCAAAGGAGAAGGCAAUAAGCAUAAAGUGGCGACGGUGAUUGGCCCGGACCUCAGGGAAAUCACCAGCGCGUCAAUACGAAACUGCACGGUAGUUGAAGCCGAGGAAGCGGCCGUAGCUCUAGCGGCAGUGGAGGGCUAUCGACUAGGCAAAUCCCUAACGAUUCUAACAGACUCGCAAACAGCAUGCCGGAAUUACAUGAAUGGCAGGAUCAGCCGCAAAGCGCUGAACAUUCUCCGCUCUAACGGCCGACCCACAGACAAGCAAAGCAAACACGCGAUAGUUUGGAUACCGGGACACAUGAGUGUCGAGGGAAAUCUGGAGGCAGAUAGGAUAGCUCGAGGGUACGCAACAAACCGGGCGUCCAAGAACACUGCCGCCAUAGAGGACCCAGAACCGAUUGUUGAAGAGAACACUGUCUUCGUCAAGGCGAAGUGUGUGUCACAGGUGAACGACAACAUCGUUUACGACGUGGAAUUUGAGGCAUCAAGACAGAAGGUGCAGCUCGACAGAGCUUAG
Molecule: messenger RNA, 1737 nt
Organism: Dermacentor andersoni
Lineage: Eukaryota; Metazoa; Arthropoda; Arachnida; Ixodida; Ixodidae
Source: RefSeq, a predicted model, not a curated record